AUGUACCCCGGAAAUUCACCUUCCAACUACAUCAACCUCCAUAACUUACCACUUAUAAUGCUUCGGCUUGCCGGAUUGAGAACAGUAUCGGCAAGAGCUCGUACGUUGAGAGCAGCUCUGCUUUUGCGCCGCUACUCGGAUGUUCCUACAGCCGAAAUUCCACCAGAAACCAUAUCUAUCGUACCAACCGUCUCUCUGCUCACAGACGAUGCUGGGCUAUUCAAGAAUGAGUAUGCGGGCUCUUUGAUAACUCAUCUUCAAAGCAGAAAUCUCAUAGAGUCGCUCACGAGCGACAAUUUGUUCGAAUUGACCGAGGAAGGUCAACCCAAACUAAACGUGUACUGUGGCGCUGAUCCAACGGCAAAAUCGUUGCAUUUGGGCAACUUGCUUCCUCUUAUGGUGGCUCUACAUUUUGCCUUACGUGGCCAUGGCGUUGUGGGCCUUGUAGGUGGUGCAACUGGUGCCAUAGGAGACCCUAGUGGAAGAACCACAGAGAGAUCGCAGAUGGAACAAAUUGAGAGGGAGAACAACGUGGCUAGAAUCAGAGGCCAAAUUGAGGGCUUUUUCAAGAACGGUUUUGAGUACGCCAAGUCGAGAAAUGUGCCGGGCGCAAGUGACACGGCACUUCUACAGCAGAACGUGAAAUCUGUCAACAACGCCGACUGGUGGCAGUCCGUGAAGUUCCUUGACUUUUUGGCUUCUUUUGGUCUGCUCAUCCGUGUGUCUCAGAUGUUAGCUCGUGACUCCAUUCUGUCUCGUUUGGAUUCUCAACAGGGUAUUGGCUACAACGAGUUCUCCUAUCAGAUUCUCCAAGCUUACGAUUUCUGGCACCUCAUGAAAGAGCACAGUGUUAAUGUUCAAGUUGGUGGCAAUGACCAAUGGGGUAACAUCACCGCUGGAAUUGACCUUAUUUCCAGAGCUCAGAAGAAGUACGGUGGAUUGGGCAAUAAAAAGAGUGAACUCCCUGCUUUCGGUGUGACUGUACCCUUGUUGACGACCCCCAAGGGUGAAAAAUUCGGUAAGUCUGCCGGAAAUGCUGUGUUCAUUAGCAAAACCAUGACUUCUCCAUACCAGCUUUACCAGUUUUUCAUCAACACAGAGGACGAAAUGGUGGCCAAGCUCUUGAAAAUGUUUACCCUUCUUCCUCUGGAGUCCAUUGAUGGUCACAUCCUUCCAAAACACGAAGAUGAUCCGGGUCUUAGAAUUGCCCAACGUGUUUUGGCAAGAGAAGUUGUAGACUUGGUCCAUGGACCAGGUGUGGGCGACGAGAUGGCAUACAUCACGAGUUUCUUGUUCCCCACUCCUGACCAACCUUUUGAUGAUGACUUAACUGCCGACAAGCUCAUCCUGAAGUUCAAGAAUUCAGGUAUUUUGCAGCAAGUCAGCUUGUCGUCUUUCAAAAACCCAGACGAUUUGAAGCUUAGCACUCUUCUUGCUACAAUCUUGGGUAAAUCUAAGAGUGAAACAAAAAACACUAUUCGCGCCGGAGGCGUAUAUCUCGGUUUGAACCGCGACCAACUUUUGGACCAGGAUGAUGUCGUACUUUUCGACAAGGAGAACCACUUGGUUGACGGAAAGUUGCUUCUUGUUAGAGUUGGAAAGCAGAAUUACUCAGUGGUGGAAAUUACAGAGUGA
This is a messenger RNA of Australozyma saopauloensis, 1635 nucleotides long. Its product is annotated as tyrosine--tRNA ligase. Gene Ontology annotation, cellular component: mitochondrion; cytosol. Gene Ontology annotation, biological process: tyrosyl-tRNA aminoacylation. The transcript has a single exon. The coding region runs from base 1 to 1635 and encodes 544 amino acids. The record is from RefSeq and is a predicted model, not a curated record. Gene Ontology annotation, molecular function: ATP binding; tyrosine-tRNA ligase activity; RNA binding. Lineage: Eukaryota; Fungi; Ascomycota; Pichiomycetes; Serinales; Metschnikowiaceae.